This is a messenger RNA of Neurospora tetraspora, 708 nucleotides long. RefSeq lists its product as uncharacterized. NCBI's taxonomy places the organism in Eukaryota, Fungi, Ascomycota, Sordariomycetes, Sordariales, Sordariaceae. The record is from RefSeq and is a predicted model, not a curated record. The transcript is spliced from 3 exons. The coding region runs from base 1 to 708 and encodes 235 amino acids.
AUGAGUCACAGGAAAUCAGAGACCGCAGUCAUUUUCACCUCAAACUUGUGCUGUCGUCGAUGUCUGAAGCCAGCCGCAUACGCUCCUGGCGUCAACUGCUACACCCCCUUCAUCCUUCAUGCACUGCACGCGGUGAAGAUGGUGUGCUGGUUCGAUCGCAAAAUGUGCAGACGGGAAUCUAGCGGCUUAAAUGCCAGAACACGCUCACAUGAAAAGAGAAGUGACAGAAAAUACCUAGUGCGUGUCCCAGGCGGUUGCACGGUGAUGGAUUGCCGCCCAGCUUGUGAGACCAAGCCCACUUCCACAGCUGUCAGCCGUGGCUUGCCCCUCCCAGAUGUGGCGCGAUGGUGGCUGUUUUGCUGUAAGCGCUCGGACCUUUUGGCUGCCGACGGACGCAACUCCAAACUUUGGAGUUUCAGAUUCAGGCGGCUGAUUGAAGUCAUGAUCCAGAUUUCCCCGCUUUUCUUGCGCGACUCACGAACUCAGCGACUCGGAUGCCCAUGGGAAUGCUUGGAGGAUAUGACUGCAUUUGGUGAACACGGCAAUCGCAAAGUCGCGGCGCAAGUGCGUCCACCAUCAACGACAGGUCCACGGCUUUUAACGACCACAACAACGGACAGCCAAUCAAGACUCCCCCGUCCCUGUCCCGCCAGCGCCCAGCAUGGCAUGGACGUCCAAAAGUCAUCCGGAUCCCAAUGGGCGUCAUGA